UUCUCCCCCGUGCCUUUCUGUCUCUUCCUCGGUGGAAAUGGCCAUGUCCUCCGCAGAGCAGCCACUGAAGAAGCGGAAAAUAUAUGAGCCGCCACCGCCAGACCCGCCGUCGCAGCCUCUAGAAACCCUAGAGCAGUCUGAGAGCUCAGUUGCUCCACCAUCGACCCCACCACCCUCAGCUCCGCUGUCGCAAGAGGAAAUUCUCAUUAGAAGGAGAAACAGAGACGAGAUUCGGAGCGUGUACGACACUUACAAGCGACUUAAGUCUUGUAUCGCCCUCAAAGAGAAAGAUGCUCGUCACGUACCUGAGCUUGAGCAAGCUUAUCUCGCUCUCAUUUCUGCAUCUGGGGGUUGUUCAAGUGUACAGCGUAUUGUAGCUGAUUUCAUUCCUCGAUACGUCUCAUACUGCCCAACUGCUCUUGAAGCUGCAGCUAAAGUACUUACCAGUAUGCAUAACCAGAGCUUGACAGUGAUAAGUAAGGGAGAGGAUGCUGAUUUUGUUGCAUUUCAGACAGCCAAAGCUUGUGUUUUUGGUCUAGCUGAUAUUUGUCAAACUACUUCUUCAGUGGCACAGACAUCAUCUGUCAUCCGGGGCAUCUGUACAGCUGUUUUUCAGAAUGUUCUCUCUUUUUUUGUAUCAUCCUUCGAAGGGAAGGGUUUGCUUCAGAUUGUUGAUAAGGAUAUUUUGAAGAUGGAGGAUUCUGAUAAGAUCCUUCCUGAGUUAAAGGAAAAAUUUUCAGAAGAAGACGUAUCUACAUUAAUAAAGUUAUCAAAAUUUCGUGUGUUAUGUCUUGUCUGGAUUUUCUUUCGUUGUCCUAAAAAUUUACUUGCAGCUUGUUUUGAGCUUGCCAGCUCAUCUUCAUCUGAAGGAGCCAAUGAAGGACUGUUUUUUCUAAGACAGGUCUCAAGCAAGCUUUACAAUGGUGAUGUAUCUUGUCUUUUGGAUAAUACAAGUGAAAUGCCUGACUCUUCUUCCAAUUUGAAGAGUUGCUUGUUGGGACUGGUUUUGGAAAAAAAUUCAUCACUAAGAAGUUGGAUGUCCUCCCAAUACAAGAAACUGUGUAAGCUAACCUCUUCCAAAAUUUUGUCGGAGAUUAUACAUGCCCUUGAAGGAAUCUUUGAAUCAUUGGGUAAAGUGAUUAACGUAGAAGACAGCCAAGCACAUACUGAUGAGGAUGAUCUGAACCCAUCAAGAUGUGUCAAUCAGCAGUAUUUGAUGCCUAAAAUUUCUAAUCAACAUGAAUCCUCUAGUGAUCAGUCUGGAAGAGAGAAAUCCUGUGAUGAUAGUGGUGCCAACAAUUUAUCAGGUCAACACUCAAAACCUGACAGCUCAGUACUUCCCAUUGAAACUGAUAUUCACUUGAGUGCUACUUCUUUUCAUGAUAGUGGAGUUUCCAAGUCCGCAGACUUUGAGAGGCGAGACCCUGGAGGUUCAUCAUCUGGCAGGUCUUCUGUUCCCAGGGACCUGCUGAACCACCAGAUGCAUUCACCAGUCAUAGGAACUCCAUCGGACUUAAGGAGUAAUCAAUUUGAGGGUAGAACCCAUUUUCCUAAUGCUGACAGGGGUCAAGUUUCAAAUGUGGAUUAUAGCCCUUCUGCCUUUAGAUCCUCUAGUUCAAGUAUAAGCAGUGCUUUGCCAUCACCUAAUCAUCAUUUUGCAGCGCCACAGAAUUCUACAUCUCCUCAAUUUACUUGGUACUUUGAUGGGGAUCCUGCUGCCGUGGGUGUUUUCUCAGCUUCUAGACAGCUUUGGUUGGGAUCUUUAGGCCCUGAUGUAACUGAAGCUCAUAUAAGGUUUCAGCUUGAGAGAUUUGCUCCUUUAGAAAAAUUUUCAUUUUUUCCUGUCAAAGGAUUUGCUUUAGUUGAAUACCGAAACAUUAUUGAUGCCAUAAGGACAAGAGAAUAUAUCCGUGGCUGUUUCCCAUGGCGCAUAAAGUUCAUGGACGUAGGAUUGGGAACUAGGGGUGUUGUAAAUGGUGUUGCAGUUGGUACUAGCUGUUUUGUUUAUGUUGGGAACAUUUCAAGUCCAUGGGCAAGAGAUGAAAUUUUACAUGAGUCCAGGAAAGUGGUUUACAAGGGUCCUUAUGUGAGUGAUCUUACUUAUGAAGGUGCAUUGUCUUUUGCAGCUCCCACUAGUCAUGUUGAUAUCAGAAGCAAUAACUCUGCAAACAGCUCUACCAGCUCAGUAGAUCUUGUAUCUCCUAGAUUAAAAGCAGAAAACCAUGUAACUGCUGUACAAGGUGGACAUCCAUUUCAUUCGAACUGGUCUACCUGUACAGAGAAACCAGAUGGAGUGAAAAAGCAGGGUGGCUUUGACAAUAAUGUUACAUCAGAUCCCACAAAAGGAGGUGGUAAUGCUGUUUCUACCGCCCCUGGGCAAAUGUGGACAUAUAAGAAACCUGAGGCUGAGCUGCAAUCUGCAUCAGGGAACUUGCCAUGCAUGCCAGUAGUAACACAUGGAGUUUCUGUUCCUCCACCUCACCAAAUCCCUCCACCCGGUCCUCCACCUCAGCAAAUCCCUCCACCUGGUCCUCCACCUCACCAAAUCCCACCACCUGGUCCUCCACCUCACCAAAUCCUGCCACACUGUCCUCCACCUCACCAAAUCCCGCCACCUGGUCCUCCACCUCACCAAAUCCUGCCACACUGUCCUCCACCUCACCAAAUCCCGCCACCUGGUCCUCCACCUCACCAAAUCCUGCCUCCCGGUCCUCCACCUCACCAAAUCCCACCACAUGGCCCUCAUCCUCAACAAAUCCCACCACACGGCCCUCCACCUCAACAAAUCCCACCAUCUGGUCCUCCACCCCAGCAAAUCCCACCACCUGGCCCUCUACCUCAGCAAAUUCCGCCACCUGGUCCACCUCCAUUCAUGCGAUCUGUUUAUCACCCUCCAAACAGUCCCUGGGAUCCAAGAGGUCUGAAUCAUCAUUUUCCUCAAAAUCCAAUUUCCCCAGGUGUGGGGCCUAACACUUUCCAUGGUAAUUCUGUUCCACCCCCUUUUGUACCUGCUUCUGUGACCCCUCUUGCACAGAUACAGGGACCUCCAGUGCAACACUUUGAUCAAAUGUUUUCUCAUCCUGUUGUCCCACAACCACAUUUAUCAUCCUUACCACUGCCACAACCUGUAAUCCCGCCUCCAUUUCCACCAACUCCACCACCAUUGCCUCAGUCACUGCCACCUCUGGUUCCGCCCCCACCUAAUUCUCCUCCACCCCCACCAAUUGCAGAGCUUACCAGGGCGGGAAGUUCUGAACAGUUUGUACAGCAUCAGUGGCAGGGUGCCUUAUGUAAAAGUGGAGUUCAUUAUUGUACAGUUUAUGCCCAGAGACUUGAGUCAGAUCUGUGCAAAUAUUCAAACGCUAAUUCUGAACCUGAAGAAUGGCCUGCCAAAUUAGAUAUGACCAAACGCACAGAUUUUCGGCAUGUAAGGUCAACAUUCACCAAUACUCCACCACAUAAAAGGGAGGUUUGUAGGUUGAGCCCCUGUUCCAGCGGCGAUCAUAAAGGCUUUCAGGAUUUUACUUCAUAUUUGAAGCAGAGAGAGUGUGCAGGAGUGAUUAAGAUCCCUGCAGUGAAGUCCAUGUGGUCAAGGCUUCUUUUUAUACUUCCUUACUCGCCAGACAUAUGUUCUUUGCUUUCAGUCUCACUUAACCCGUCUGAUUGCCUCAUUGCCUUGGUAUUGCCCAAAGAAACAAACUUCGAGUGGGUUUGAUUUUGACAUUUGAUGAUCAAAAGAAAAUUUUGGAGCAGAGAAUACUGGCUUUGCAAUAUGGAAUCACUGUCCAAUUAUAAACCAGAAGGGCGCCUUCCAGGCCUCACAAAGGAGUUUUAUUAAGAAGCAGAAGAAACAACAAUGCUGAUAUUUACAAAUUAUGUUUAGUUUUCGUACCCCUGCUGGUUGUUAAGCAAGGCUUCUCUUGUGCCCUAGCUGAGGGCAAAAUCAAGGGUAGUUCCUGUUCAUAUAUCUUUCAAUGUGUCUACAAUCAGAUGAGAUUGCCAUUGCUGUUCUUGCAUAAACUUUUGAAUGUGUUUUUUCAUUUUUGUAAUAAUAUUAGUAAAGAAUCGAAUCUAUUUCUUUUGGAGUUAUUUUGAAAAAUUGUUGUGCCUUUAGGACUACAGACCAUUGCACAACAGAUGGGCUCCUCCAUCAAACCAACUUUUCUAGGUGUAUUUUGAAUUAAAAAAAAAUCAAAAUAUGUGAUUAUU
Rubroshorea leprosula is the source of this 4209-nucleotide messenger RNA. NCBI's taxonomy places the organism in Eukaryota, Viridiplantae, Streptophyta, Magnoliopsida, Malvales, Dipterocarpaceae. The record is from the annotation of a GenBank genome assembly.